GUUGUCAAACAUCAACAAUGGCGGAACAGGCAGAGGCAAUGCGGGCCACCGUAGCUUCAAUGCUCAGGGGCAUUGAGAGAUACAACCCUGAAAACAUCUCAACCCUGGAGAGAUAUGUGGAGCUGCAGGCACGCGAGAACACCUACGACCUGGAGGCCAACCUGGCUCUGCUGAAGCUGUACCAGUUCAACCCCGGCACCUACCAGCUGGGCGUCGCCUGCCAGAUCCUCAUGAAGGCCCUCACCAACCUGCCCCACACGGACUUCGUUCUGUGCAAGUGCCUCCUCGGCCAGGACCAGAUGGAAGACGAUAACAUCAAGCGCAUCAUGUACCUGCACGACUUGCUGGAGAUGUGCCAGUUCAGCACUUUCUGGGAGGAGAAGCACCAAUAUGCUGACCUGGUCACAGGAGUAAAGGACUUCAGCGACAGCAUACGCAAGUACAUCUGCCACGUCAUCGGCAUAACGUACCAGCACAUUGAGAAGCACGUCCUAGCCCAGCUGCUCGGCAAUAUUGAUGAACAAACCCUCCAGGUGUGGAUGAAUAAGUACGGCUGGAAGGAGGUGGAAAGCAACCUGGUGCUCAUUGCCAAUCAAGAAGAGACUGUCAAGACCAAGAACAUUACUGAAAAGAUUGAGUUCGAUUCUGUGGCAGGCAUCAUGGCCGCCUGUAGAUAAAAGAUGUGAAAUGACGUAAAAAAAGAAACUUUUGUUACAGUGAACAUUCUGAAAAAUAAAUGAUUAUUGAAAGUGG
Messenger RNA from Penaeus indicus, 753 nucleotides. RefSeq names its product eukaryotic translation initiation factor 3 subunit K-like (gene eIF3k). The record is from RefSeq and is a predicted model, not a curated record. Lineage: Eukaryota; Metazoa; Arthropoda; Malacostraca; Decapoda; Penaeidae. The transcript has 5 exons. Gene Ontology annotation, cellular component: cytoplasm; eukaryotic translation initiation factor 3 complex. Gene Ontology annotation, biological process: regulation of translational initiation. Gene Ontology annotation, molecular function: translation initiation factor activity; ribosome binding. The coding region runs from base 18 to 677 and encodes 219 amino acids.